Molecule: messenger RNA, 1395 nt
Organism: Colletotrichum spaethianum
Lineage: Eukaryota; Fungi; Ascomycota; Sordariomycetes; Glomerellales; Glomerellaceae
Product: COP9 signalosome complex subunit 2
Exons: 4
Coding region: 1-1395 (464 amino acids)
Biological process (GO): protein deneddylation
Cellular component (GO): COP9 signalosome
Source: RefSeq, a predicted model, not a curated record
AUGUCUGACGACGAAGACUUCAUGCAGGAGUCGGAUGAGGAGCAGUACGACUUCGAGUACGAGGAAGACGACGACGAGGAUUCCGGAGAUGUCGGCAUCGAGAACAAAUACUACAAUGCGAAGCAGCUGAAAGUCACCGAUCCCGAGGAUGCCAUUGUCGAAUUUCUGGGCAUACCACCAUUAGAAGAGGAAAAGGGCGAAUGGGGCUUCAAAGGACUGAAGCAAGCCAUAAAACUUGAGUUCAAGCUGGGACAAUAUGAAAAGGCGACAGAGCACUAUGCCGAGCUACUGACGUAUGUCAAGUCGGCCGUGACGAGGAACUACUCCGAAAAGUCGAUCAACAACAUGCUGGAUUACAUUGAAAAGGGGUCAGAUGGGCCCAAGGCAGUGGCGUGUGUCGAGAAGUUCUACUCGCUCACGCUCGAGAGCUUCCAAAGCACGAACAACGAGAGGUUGUGGCUCAAGACGAACAUCAAACUCGCCAAACUCCUGCUCGACCGAAAGGAUUAUAAUACGGUCACCAAGAAGCUGCGGGAUCUGCACAGAGCUUGUCAGAAAGAAGACGGCAGCGACGAUCCCAGCAAGGGCACGUAUUCUAUGGAGAUAUAUGCCCUCGAGAUCCAGAUGCACGCCGAGACCAAGAACAACAAGCAGCUCAAACGUCUCUACCAGCGUGCCCUGAAGGUCAGAUCGGCUGUUCCUCAUCCUAAAAUCAUGGGCAUCAUUCGUGAGUGCGGUGGCAAAAUGCACAUGAGCGAGGAGAACUGGGCCGAGGCGCAGACAGACUUCUUCGAGUCCUUCCGCAACUACGACGAGGCCGGAGACGAAGCCAUACAAGCAGGACCCCGGAUUACUGCCAUGACGGAACUAGUGGACGCCUACCAGCGCGACGACGUCCAUGCCUACGAGAACGUCCUCCAAAAGAACCAAGACAUCCUCGCCGACCCCUUCAUCGCCGAGAACAUUGACGAGGUGACGCGCAACAUGCGCACCAAGGGCGUCGUCAAGCUCAUUGCACCCUACACGCGAAUGAAGCUCGCCUGGAUCGCAAAGCAGCUUAAGAUCUCGGAGCCCGAGGUCCAGGACAUCCUUGGCUUCCUGAUCGUCGACGGCAAGAUCGACGGCAAAAUUGACCAGCAGGCCGGCACACUCGAGAUCCAGUCGGACGCGGAUAGCGACCGCACCAAAGCGUUGUACGAGCUUACACAGUCCGUCUCGAGCCUCUACACGACUGUGUUCAAGGAGGGUGAUGGCUUCCGGUCAACCGACUUCCCCACCGAUGAGCAAACUAUGGAGAUGAUGGGUGGCGGCAUGACGCCCAGAAGCAGCGGCCCGCGGGGUCACCCGCGUGGACCCGGACGAAAAGGCAAGGGCGUGAUGCCGUUGUGGACAUGA